AUGGCCGCAGAGACCAGUGCCUUUGACGUCGUCAUCGUGGGCGGCGGGACAGCCGGCCUCGUGGUAGCCUCGCGGCUUUCCGAAGACCCCUCUCUCCAGGUCCUCGUGCUCGAGGCCGGGCUGGAUCUACCACAGAUGCCAGAGCAGUUGAUGCAAGCCGUCUUGACUCCGCCCGCGUAUAGCCAACUUUACAAAACACCCGUCGACUGGAACCACAGCACUGUCGCUCAGGCUGAAAAGGCAAACCUAGGAGGCCGAGAGAUGAGCUUUCCCCAGGGCAAGAUGCUGGGCGGGUCGAGCGGCAUGAACGGACUCAACUUUACCGCCAGCGCCAAAACAGUCGUCGAUGGGUGGGCCGAGUUGGGCAACCCCGGCUGGGAGUGGCCUGCCUUCUCGCAGUCCUUGGCUAAGACCUAUACCGUGGCCAAAGCCCCAUCCCUCGUGACAAAGCCGAGCGACAACCAGGGACCUGUACAGGUAGCGUUUGCUGAUGACUACAUGGGUAGCUGGCCCAAGGUCUGGGCGGAUACCAUUGAGUCGUUUGGGUUCCCGGGCACCCAGGAUACGCUGACCGCCCAGGCCGCCGGCGGGUUGAUGAUCCCGGAUACCGUCGACCCGGCGCUGGGCAUCAGAAGCUUUGCGGCCAACGCCUACCUGACGCCAGAUGUCCGCGGCCGCGCCAACCUGACGUUGCGCACGGGCGUCGAGGUCAAGAAGGUGAUCCUCAAGAAACCUGAAGGUGGUCAGCCUGGCGGGGCGGCCGUCGCCACAGGCGUCGAAAUUACGGAUCCCACGACCGGCGCAACCACGACAGUCAUCGCUCACCGCGAGGUUAUCGUCGCGGCCGGAGCCUUUGGCUCCCCCAAGCUUCUCGAGCUUUCCGGCAUCGGUGACGCGCGACGGCUCGGCGUGGAUAACGUCGUCGUCGACGCCCCGGGUGUCGGCGAGAACCUCCAGAACCAUCCCCUCGUCACCUUGUCAUUCGAGGUGACCAACACCGCGCCGCCCACCAAGGACGCCUUCCUGCGCGCCGCCCUGCGGCAGGACGGGGAAGUCCUGGGAGGGCCGAUGAAGGAGUACAUGGAGCAUCGCACGGGCCCGUUCGCAAGCAGCGGCGUGACGUCGGCCGCACAACUACCGCUACCGGGCCUAGAUACGCCCGAGGGAAGACAGGAACUUGAGCGCCUCUUCAGGACGACGACCGGGCCGAGUCCCGGCGGAGCCUUCGGUGUGGCGCACGAAAGGUUCGUCCGGACCAUCCUCUCGUCCCGGUCUGAGGCAUCAGGGUACUACAUCUUCGGGCCAGCAUACGCCGCAUUCAACCCGGACGGAACCAACGCGCUACCACCCAUGGAUGGCUCCGAGGAUAGCUACAUCACGGUCGUCCUCAUGCUCGCGCAUCCGCUCUCGCGAGGCUCUGUGCAUCUCGUCGGCGCCGCGGCCGAGCAGACGUUGGCCAUCGACCCAGGCUACUUCAGCCACCCGCUCGACCUCGAGGUCAUGGCUCGCCACCUCCAGUUCAUCGAGCAGGGCCUGGCGGUCGCGGAACCUCUGGCGAAGUGGUUGAAGCCAAAUGGCAAAAGGACAGUUGGGGUUCCUGAGGCUGGCGCUUUCAAGGAUAUCGAGGUAGCCAAGAAAUAUCUCAGGGACAAGGCCGUCGCCGCGCAACACGUCACUGGGUCCUGCUCUAUGCUCCCACGCGAAAUGGGCGGCGUGGUCGACCCGCUGCUGCGUGUGUACGGAACUAGGAACCUCCGUGUGUGCGAUGCCAGCGUGAUACCUUUGAUGCCACGUGCCAACCCACAGGCAACCGUGUACGGGAUGGCGGAGCACGCGUCGAAAAUCAUCAAGGACAGCCUGUUUUAG
Messenger RNA from Anthostomella pinea, 1866 nucleotides. The record is from the annotation of a GenBank genome assembly. NCBI's taxonomy places the organism in Eukaryota, Fungi, Ascomycota, Sordariomycetes, Xylariales, Xylariaceae.